Molecule: messenger RNA, 2334 nt
Organism: Bathycoccus prasinos
Lineage: Eukaryota; Viridiplantae; Chlorophyta; Mamiellophyceae; Mamiellales; Bathycoccaceae
Exons: 1
Coding region: 1-2334 (777 amino acids)
Biological process (GO): regulation of DNA-templated transcription
Molecular function (GO): histone acetyltransferase activity
Source: RefSeq, a predicted model, not a curated record
AUGGCGUUCGACGAUGCCGUUGAAGAGGAAGACAACGACGAACAGCGAGAAAGAAGAAACGAAGAAGAAGAAGAAGAAGAAAUGACGAAGAAAACGACGCUGAACAACAGCGCGCGGGCCAACACCACCACCGAUGAAAAAACUGCCGCUCAAACGGACGACGACGACGAAGAAGAAUCAGAUUCAGAUUCAGAGGAAGAAUCCUCCUCAGAGGAAGAGGACGAGGAAGAGUUGGCGAAGUGGCGAAAUACGACGUACGAAGUCGGCGAUCGCGUCUCCGCGUUCGCCUCGUGGUUUCAAACGAAAGACAAAUACUUACCGGCGAGAGUCAUUCACGAGACGACGAAGAAAGAAACUUUGCGAGGCGUUUUUGGAGGAAAAGGAGGAGACGCGGCGAAGAAGAGCGGUUCCGGCGACGGGGCGUCGGCGACGGUGGUGCAGAUGAUUAAGCGGUAUUACUGCAGCUACGAAGGGUACUCGAAACGGAUGGACGCGUGGUUGGAUGCGAGUAAGAUGCGGCCGUUGAAGGAAGAGGACGACGGGUCGAACGAGCAUUUGAGCGAGGAAGAGGAAGAAGAGGAGGAGGAAGAAGAAGCGAUGGAGAUUUUAGAGGAGCAGACGACGACGAGGAAAAGGAACGAGGGAGCUGAAGAGGAGGAAGAGGAAGGUAUCGUAGAAGUGAACGACAAUAAAAGUGGCGGAGUCGUCGUGACCGACGCCGGCGAGGAAAACGAAGAAGAAGAAGAAGAACGUGUAGGGACGAAGCGAAGGAGGACGGGUGAAAACGCAGAGCCGAGUAAUGGUGGUGGUACGAACGCGAGUAAAGGCGCCGACGGUUCGGAGAGUCAUCCGCGCGCUUCGAGCAAAAACAAAACGAUGAGCAACAGCAAUAGUAACAAGAAAGAGAAGAUCGGAGGCGGUAGCGGGGACAUCGUUGAUGUCGCUGCCGUCGUCGCAGGAGAAGAUGGCACCGUAGAAGCCACGUCACCGAGUGCUAGGAACAACGGAACGACUAACGCAACCAUUUUAGCGACCGCGGUGGCUGGAAACGCCGACGCAGCGACACCAACGGUUAUAGUCGAACCACCAAAUGAAGUCGUCGAUGUCGACGCUGAAAAUAAUAACAACGAUAAGGCAGCAGCGAACGCCGUCGUCGCGAAUCAAAAGAAAACGAGUGCAAGUAUGAACAAUAACAACAACAAUAAAACAAAAGGAGGGAAGCCGAAAGAGAAAAAGGGAACGAAGAAGGAGACGCAGCAACACCAACACGACGUGGCGGCGGCCAUCGUGAAAAAUGCAAAAAACGUCGACGUUCUCCAAUUGGGAGCGUUUGAAGUGGACUGUUGGUACCGAGCGCCGUAUCCAGACGAGUUCACCAGCGAUAACAGAUUAUUCGUUUGUGAAUUUUGUUUGAAAUAUUGCAAAAGACGCAAGACGCUCGUGAAACAUAAAAAAUGUUGCCCUUUGACGCACCCGCCCGGGAACGAAAUUUACAGGCACCCCGCAGAAAUCGAAAAGAGAACGAUGCGUGGUGAAAAUGGGGAAGAAGAGAGAGAAAUUGAAGAGAUUGUUCGUCCAGAACUGUCGGUGUUUGAAGUCGACGGCGCGCGAGCGGCGACGUAUUGCCAAAACUUGUGUCUGUUGGCAAAACUCUUUCUCGAUCACAAGACUUUGUAUCACGACGUUUCGCAGAUGCUUUUCUACGCCUUGUGCGAAAAAGGCGAAGAUGAGAAACACAGGGUCGUCGGAUACUUCUCUAAAGACAAAAACGGCUCUCAGACGGGACAUAAUUUGGCAUGCAUAUUGACGUUGCCGCCGUACCAGCGCAAAGGCUACGGUAGAUUUCUCAUCGCGUUUUCGUACGAGUUGACGAAACGCGAAAGCUGGGUUGGAACGCCAGAGAAACCUUUAUCGGAUUUAGGAUUGAUGAGUUACUCCGCGUAUUGGGGAGACGUGAUCAGCGAGUUGUUGAAAUCGCUGGAAAUUGGCACAGUGAUCACGCUUUCGAAGAUUUCCAAGCUCACGCAUCUGGCCACGCAGGAUGUCAUUUUAGUCCUCGAACAAGCGCAAAUUUUGAAGCGCAAAAGUAAAGGCGAUGGACAACAACAACAACAACAACAAGGUACUGUCACAACCGAUGCAACGACGACGACGACGAACGCGAAUGGAAACGACUCGGCGAACGUGGUCAUCGGUCAAGUAGUCGAAGUGACGGCGGAAACCAUUGCGAAGCUGGACGAGAUUGUGACCCCGGCGGCGAGGCGAGCGAAAGCGUUGGACGUGAACGUUAAGUAUUUGAAGUGGGAAGGAACGCCGGUGAGUAACGUCGUGUAA